Molecule: messenger RNA, 1317 nt
Organism: Penicillium angulare
Lineage: Eukaryota; Fungi; Ascomycota; Eurotiomycetes; Eurotiales; Aspergillaceae
Product: secreted lipase
Exons: 3
Coding region: 1-1317 (438 amino acids)
Source: RefSeq, a predicted model, not a curated record
AUGGGGAUAAUACAACUGAAUAGUGCAAUCAGAGCUUGCCCCCAGUUGCUUCACAAGACAGUCAUCCACGACCCCCCACCCUCUACUCUUAUCAGCGAAUUUCCGAAUGCCCCAUUCUUCCACAAUAUCAGCAAUACCGGCGAGGAAUGUCUGAACCUGAACAUUAUGCGUCCAUCGGGGACUGUCGCAGCCUCGGUGGACCUUAAAAUGCCUGUGAUAUUCGUAGCCAUGAAUUAUCGUCUUGGUGGCUUUGGGUUCUUGCCAGGAGGUGAAGUCCUCAAAGACGGCGCCGCGAAUCUGGGCAUUCUCGAUCAGCGGUUAGCCUUGGAAUGGGUUGCAGAUCACAUUCGGGACUUUGGUGGCGACCCUUUAAAAGUCACGCUUUGGGGGCUCUCCACUUUUCGUGCGGCGAUCAUGAGCUCCGGGAGUAUUGCCCCCACCAGUCCAAUUGACGGUGUCAAGGGCCAGGCAGUGUUCAAUUCCAUUGUCAAAGAAGCUGGAUGCAAUGAAACUAACGACACGCUUGCAUGUCUACGUGGCCUGGAUUAUUCCACAUUUCUGAAGGCUGUCAAUUCGGUUCCUCGGUGGUUCUCCUACAAUUCGGUCGCCUUAUCAUACCUUCCCCGACCCGAUGGAACAAUUUUAACCGACACGCCGGAGAUUUUGGUUAAGAGUGGCAGAUAUGCUUCAGUUCCUUUUAUUAUCGGUGACCAAGAGGAUGAAGGCACAAUAUUUUCCUUGUUUCAGCCCAACAUUACUAUCGAAGCAGAGAUUGUGGACUACCUGAAGGAUAUAUUCUACCUUGAUGCUCCACGAGAGCUUCUAGAGAGUCUAGUCGCGACAUAUUCCAACAUCACCACAGAUGGCUCACCAUUUCGCACUGGAACGAGGAACAACUUGUAUCCGCAGUACAAAAGAAUCGCAGCGAUUCUUGGCGACUUUACUUUCACUUUGACUCGGCGAGUGUUUCUGACCCUCGCUAGUGAAGCUAGGCCAGAGGUACAAUGCUGGUCCUAUUUAUCGGCUUAUGGCUACGGCACACCCAUUUUAGGAACAUUCCACGGCUCGGAUAUCCUGCAGAUCUUCUAUGGGACUUGGUCAGACUAUGUCUCUCGAGCUAUCCCAGCAUAUUUCCUUUCAUUUGCCCACGACUUAGAUCCGAACUCCAGGGACACAGGGUAUACCUUCUGGCCAAAAUGGCGACCCAACCACAGUUUGAUGAACUUCUUGCGGAAUAAUUCAACUAUGAUUACUGAUGAUUUCAGUAACGGCUCAUUUGAGGUUAUUAUGGAAAACAGUGGCUUCUUUCAUAUUUGA